Neoarius graeffei (lesser salmon catfish) is the source of this 2064-nucleotide messenger RNA. It is a transcript of the gene lnpka, whose product is annotated as limb and neural patterns a. The transcript is spliced from 13 exons. Bases 184 to 1383 code for a protein of 399 amino acids. Lineage: Eukaryota; Metazoa; Chordata; Actinopteri; Siluriformes; Ariidae. Gene Ontology annotation, cellular component: endoplasmic reticulum tubular network. Gene Ontology annotation, biological process: endoplasmic reticulum tubular network organization. The record is from RefSeq and is a predicted model, not a curated record.
AAGUUAAUAUCACGUGACGACCCAACGACACAGAGGACUCGCGCAGGGGCUUGUUGGUCUUCAGUGACGUUUAUUAAACAAGUUGCCUUUCUUACUCUCAGAUGAUGUUUGUUUGUUGGUGAAAUUUUCAACCGUUUAACACGCAUACACCAAGAGAGUAGAAGAGUGAAUUUGCUCUGCAAGAUGGGAGCUUUGGUUUCUCGCUGGAGGGCCAAGCCAACCACUGUGGAGGUAUUGGAGGGGCUUGAUAAGGAUAUCCAAACUCUUGAGGAGCACAGAGAAAAGAAUCGGAAACGGCUGAAGUUAUGGGUCUACCGAUUACUUUUAUAUUCAACCCUUCUGUACCUGUUGGCCUGUGUGGUUGUUUAUAUAUGGUACAUCCCUGAACAGCUAAUGGGGAAAUUCAUAUUGGCGUCACCUUUUUUAAUAUUUCCACUGCUCGUAUGGCUUCUGAGAAAACUGUUAAUUGUGUUAUUUUCAAGACGGACAGAAAGAAAUGCUGAAAAAUUAGAAGAAUUGAAAGCUGCAAAAAAGAAAAUACUUGAGCAGGUGAUGGAGACCGAAACCUACAAAAAUGCCAAAUUGAUACUAGAGCGGUUUGAUCCAGAUUCUAAGAAAAAGAUCGAGCUAGAUGCUAUACCCGUUGGACCUCCUGUAACUCCUCGGCAAGGUCAAGAGCUUCGUCAGAGGCAUGUGACUCCUCGCCCUCCUGUUCCUGUGACUCCAAACCUAGCAGUAGCAUCACGUCCUCCUCCUGGCCCAACUGCCCCUCCUGCCCUGAUCUCAGCCCCCGGUGGGCCUCCAGAGAAGAACCUGUCUGCUUCUGCCCAGCACCAGAACCUGCUGAGGAGAAAUGCUACCCCUACAGGCUCCCCAGUUGCUGGUGUGGGAAUGCAUCCUCCUGGCCCACCCCUGGCACGGCCUGUUUUUCCUCGAGAUAGAGGCGCUUUGGAUAAACUUAUUGAGUUCCUAGUAGGUGAUGGGCCUCAGAAUAGAUAUGCCCUAAUAUGCCAGCAGUGUCUCUCUCAUAAUGGCAUGGCAUUAAAGGAGGAGUUUGAAUACAUUGCAUUCAGAUGUGCUUACUGCUACUUCCUGAAUCCUGCUCGGAAGACACGCCCCCAGGCUCCACAUCUCCCUGAAUUAAGUGAAGGAAAGACAAGCCUUGGACCAUCUGCUGUUUCCUUGGAUACAGACCAAGGUGCACCCAUUUCUUCCCCAGAGGAUAAAUCUGAGUCCUGUGGACCUGAAGAGGAAAAGUUAAGUGAGCAUCAGAUGGAAAACCAAACUGAAAAACCAGUACCUUUAGAACCAGCCACCACUCUCUCGGAUCUUGCUGACAAAUCGGACAAUGAACAAGACGUAUCUGCUAUGGAGGUGGAAUAAAGAAUAUUUACGAACUUAAGUCCCUCUGGAAAGGUGUGAUUUUGUAGCGCAUGUUUAAUAUAUUUGGGAGUGCUUACGAAGUUUGUACCUUUUUUGAUUUAGACUAGUUUAAAUAUACUUUUUUUUUUUUUUUUAACUUAAUCUGGAGGAGAUGAGGUUGAAAGACUAAAUGCCAAUAAUUAAGUGCUAAAAACCUGUUUGUUUUACGUGGAAGUACCCUUAAGUCCACAACAUUUUGACUGUUUACAUGUCGUGUGUGUGUGUAUAAUGCACUUCCAUCUGUUAUGAAUUCACAGAGCAGUUCCUCUCCUUAAUGAGUAACUCAAUAGUAGUCCUUUAUUUCAGAAGGGAAAUUUAUGAGUACUGUUUAUGAAUGUAUUUAGCUUUUUUUUUUCAGCAUGUACAAUAAUGAAAAUGUCUGCUGUUUUCUAAAAAUCUAUGGUAUUUAUAGAUGUUUACACCUUUUACAAUGCCUUUUUUGAAGGUAUUCAGUAGGUUUAGUUUUCUACCUACCUGCAGUGAGAUGGGUUUCAUGUUUACAUAGAUUAAGCUAGCCAUUAGAUUUCACAGCUAUUUAUUUAUAUAAUCUGAAAGUACAGCAGUAUUAUAUUUGAAGGUACCUUUCUAUUUAAAGAUUUCUGUAAAGAAUAAAUAGGAAUUAUUUAUGACAUGAACUUUUGC